This is a messenger RNA of Olea europaea var. sylvestris, 3181 nucleotides long. RefSeq lists its product as uncharacterized. The record is from RefSeq and is a predicted model, not a curated record. The transcript is spliced from 2 exons. Bases 1039 to 2655 code for a protein of 538 amino acids. Lineage: Eukaryota; Viridiplantae; Streptophyta; Magnoliopsida; Lamiales; Oleaceae.
GAGGAGCUCGAUUCGAGGCGAUUCAAACGUCAAAUGAUUUGACAACUGUUGCGUGUUUCUAAAGUGACAGUUGUGUGCCAUGCCCAUUCUCCUAAAAGGCUGGUGCGGCUACUUAUUAUUAUUGACGAUUGGUUGUAACUGAGGUGACGCAUUUUAAGCAAGCGUGAAUGUCACAGCGACAUCUUAGGCGUAGAUCAAAUCUGGCAUUUCAUUUCAACGGCCUAGAUUGAAGAUGCGAUGAACGACUUAGAUUGAUCGCAUUUGAAUUCGAUGGUGAAGAUCGGAUUUGUCUUUCUAUAAAAGGAGGACUCUGAGGUUUUCUCAGGCUUUUUACCCUUGCGAAAUAAACAAUAUAUUUUGCUCUCAAGUCAUUAGCGAUUUCUGACGUUUUCUAAGCAAUUCUGGUAAGAAAAUUGAACUUUUGGCGACCUUACACCAUUUCCGGCUAGGAAAACCUUCAAACUCGUAAGUUUCAGUACCUUUUAGGGCUUUUAAAUAUUGAAAAAAGGGCCUUGGACGGGAGUUUUGGUUCGGGGAGGAGGUUAGAACUAGUGAGGAUGGACGAGCCCAUUGUGGCGACCUCCUCAGAAAUAGCCGAGGCAAUAAUAGGGAGAAAAAUAUAUGGAAGCAACCGGAUAGCCCAGCAGAUACUUCUGUGCAUUGCGGGGCAUUGGACUACCCAUCCAAAUUAAGAGAGGCCGACCUGGAGAGACUUAGGAUAGAGUAUAGGAUCCCUGAUAGCAUAGAUUUGAUCCUUCCCGAGCCGGAAGAGAGAGCCUGCUACCCUAAGCCGGGUUGUGUGGCCAUUAGCGAGGCGAUCCUUAGGGCCGGACAUAGGCUGUCAGUUCACCCAUUCUUUAGGAUGGUGCUUAGAUCCUAUGGGCUAGCCCCGACGCAACUCAAUACGAACUCCUGGAGCCAAAUGGUGGGCUCCUGGAUGUUGUGGAAAGAAGCGUCAUUAGGGGUGGAGAUGCCCCUCUCUGUCUUCCAGACCCUUUAUAUACCUAAGGUAACUAUCGGGAGGGAUAAGACCCGGGGAUGGUAUUGCCUUACUUCAUGGGGUUUCCACACUCCAUUCAUGCUCGAUCUGUCGAGCUCCAUCAAAGAAUGGAAGAGCUCGUGGUGUUGGGCCGCAGGGCGAUGAGACACGAUGGAGGGGAUCCCCUGGCACCUCUUACAGUCCCGACGAAGUACUCAACACUUAGUGCUCUUCCUCGGUGCGAACUGUCAUCCGAGGACUUUGAAAUCAUAUGUAUCAUUUAUCAGCUGACUCAAAAGAAGAGGUCUUACCAUAGGUUGAUCCGAAAGAACAUCCACUUCAUUACUCACGAUCUGAUGGCAUCCCAAGGUAAUUGGACUGAAGUCUUUACCCUUUAUUCUGAACUCUCAACACUUGUACUAAUUCAUCAUUCGCUCUUUCCAGACAACUUUAAUAAGAUGAUGUCGGUGCGCCCCGACUUUAAGACCAUCCAGAAGAUGAUGGCAGAGGCACAGGCGUUGAUGGCCUCCUCCUCUUACAAAAAGCAAAUGGAGGAUUUGGUGGAAGCCAGUAAGAGGCUUCAGCCUCCGACGGAGGAGGAGGUACCGGAGGACCUGGAGGCUGACCUUCAGAGGAAGGGCAAGAAGAGUGCCGCCCCUCCAAAACGUCCAACUGUAGCGAGGCCACCCCCUGCUCUGAGGCAAACCACAAUUCUCACCGGGGUGGCUACUCCAGAGAAGAGGCCCGCCCCACCUGAGCCUGCCACUACCCCGGCCACAACACCCCUCGCUACCGCGCCAAUUGAUCAAGUGCCAGGGCAGCAGAAGAGGAAGAGUCCCUGUCCCUCUAAGGAGGUCGACUUUCUGGGCACAAACUUGGAGGAGCCCGUAAGGGAAGUGUUGGAGGCUCUUCCUCCAGAAACAGCUGCGGUGGCGGUCGUCUGUAGCAAAUACUGGAUUGAGGAGUGGAGGGACCACACCGCCUUCUGCACAGCUGAGGAUUUGGUGGCUGUAAAUAGCGCCGGCGUGGCUCGGGCCCUGAGUACAAGCAUCCAACUUGAGGGCUUGAUGAAGGAUCUGAACUCCAAGUGGGAGGACCUCGCCAAGCGCCUUGAGGAGGCGAUGCACUACGGGGAUACCGUGCGAGUUGCCCAGACCAAGGCCACGCAGGUGGAGGAGGGGAAGAAGGAAGCUGAGGCCCAGCUAACUGCCGCCAAAGCAGAAGUGGAGCGACUGAAGAAGGAGUUGUACAAGGUGGAGUGCCAAGUGGCUGCUGUGACUCGGCGGCUUGAUCACGCCAAUGAGCACCACAAGGUCGAUAUCGAGGCUCUGGAGGCCUCCAACAAAGAGAAGGCGGAGCUGAGGCAGAAGGCAGAGGCUCAGUCAGAGGAGAUUGCCUCUUUGAAAGAGAAGUUGAAGUCUGUAGGGGAGGUGGCAGCUCAGAACUUCAUCGACCACUUUGAAGACCAUCCCUUGUAUGAUGACUUUGCCAAUUUUUGGGCCUCAUGGAGUGCCCAAAGCUUAUUGGGUCGAGUGAAGGAGGUGCACCCCACUUUGGACAUCUCUUCAUUGGAGGCAGAGUUCGGGAGGCCAACUGGAGGUCGACCUGAUAGGCUUGCUGAGGAAGCUCCGGAGGCCCCAGAGGCUACCGAUGUAGAAGUCCCUCCAGCAGAAUAGGGUUAUCUUUUGUAAUGGCUUCGGCCUCCUUGUACUUAAAUUUAUUUAAUGAAAUGAACUUUUUGCUAAGUAUUUGUGCUUCUGCUUUUUUUAUCUUUUCGAUCUGUUCAUACUUGUAUGAAUGACAAACGUCAGACUAAUUGCCUCGUAAUAGUAACCAGUUAAUAAUUGCGGAUCGGACCACUUAAGUUAAUAUAAGUUGAAUCACUUAAGCGAAUAUGAAGCGACUCUUAAUGCUAACCUGUUAACAAUAUGAGAUCGGACCACGUAAGUCAAUAUGAAGCGGACCACUUAAGCAAACAUGAAGAGCCCCUUAAUAAUUGAAGAUCGGAUCGCUUCCCAUUGAAGGACUGAGGAAUCUAUUUACUAAUUAAUGUGGCUCAGAACCAAAGUUUCAUUACUUGAGAUAAAUUACACCACCCUUUACCAAGGCGAUUCCAGCACGUAGUUAGGGAAUUUACAACUGAGAUCAGAUCAAAACAAUCGAUUCAUUAUACCAUAUUGAAAUCGGAUCGGAACAAAGGCU